ACCAAUCAGAACACAGUUAGAUUCAAAUACGCCAAACUGGCGCGGCGCAGCAAAGGAGGAAAGACCGGGCUAAGCUAGUGUAACGGUUGGGGUUGGCGUGAACUGAGAUACUUAGUUGGGAUUAUUAAUAUUUUCAAGGGAAGAAUAGGUAUCAUUUUAGUGCCAUGAAGUCCCCAAGAUGUGUGGAGUCGCUGGACGCAGAAACGUUAGCUGUGUCCAACGAUCUCCACAAAAUGCAACUUAAUGCUUUAAGAGAGCUGUUAUCAAUUUGGAGAGACAUGGGUAUCCAUGGCGAAGCUAAGGAUUCUAGACUUAAAUCUGUUAGUUCCCAUGUUUCGCGGCUUCUGCAAGAUAUGGUUGAGGAGGAAAAAAAUAACAAGUUGAUGCUCGUUCAAAGAAUAACACAGUAUUGGAAAGAUAUCCGUAAGCUUGGCAAGGAGUUGUCAGGGGAGACCAUGAAUAUCCCAGAAGAACAAUUAGAUAGUACACCAUUGUAUCAAGUAGAGAAACGCCUUGCAGAGAAGUGGACAGGGAUGCUGAAAGUAAAAGAAGAAAGAGUUGAACAGCUGGAAGAUUUGCAAAAGAGGCUGGAUGAUGUCUGGUACAAACUUGGCAAGAAGGAUUUGUCACCUUUCACUGGAGGAAUCACGGAAUUUGAAAUUGAGGCACUUAAGUGCCGUGUACAACUGCUUGAGCAAGAAAGAGACCGUCUACAGACAGUCUUUGAUGAAACAAGAAAUGCAAUUCAACAGAUAUUCAAUGACUUGGAUAUGAUGCCAACAUUUCCAUUUGAUAAGAUGGUUUUAUGUGAGCCCAGUUCUUUCCUUUUUGAUCAUAAAAAUAUGGUUGAUCUUAAGAAACUACAUCAAAAAAUGGAACAGAAGCUGUCUGACUCUAGAGAUUCUGCUACUGAAUUGCGUGAGAGAUUGAGCAAUCUGUGGGAGAGACUGCAAAUCAGUAGUGAAUAUAGAGAAACGUUUUUGAAUGCUCAUCGAGGCUAUUCUCAUCCAACUCUAUGUGCAUUAAAGGAGGAACUUAAACGAUGUGAAGCUCUUAAAAAGGCAAAUAUUGAGAACUUUGUCUGUCAACUCAGAGAAGAAAUUGUUUCUUGGUGGGAACGUUGUUACUUCUCUGACCAGCAGAAAAAUAAAUUCCAAGCAUUCUAUUACACUGACUUUAAUGAAGAUGUGUUGGAAUUACAUGAACUUGAAGUCAACAAAUUGAAGACCUAUUAUGAAAAAAACAGGGAUAUAUUUCAAUUAGCUGAUCAACGCAGUGAGCUUUGGGUAAAGAUGCAGCAGUUAGAAGCCCGGGCCAAUGACCCCAACCGUCUAUUCAAUAACAGGGGUGGUCAACUUCUUCGUGAAGAAAGGGAAAGGAAUGUUCUUGCUAAGACCUUGCCAAAGAUUGAGGCAGAAUUAAAGGAUAGGCUACUUGUCUAUCAGCAAGAAAAUUCAACCCCUUUUUUGAUUAAUGGUGAAAACCUUCUUGACACUAUCGAACAACAAAACAAUGAAAGGCUGGGCAUGAAAGAGUUGCAAAAGCAACUCAAGAAAGUGACACGAAACAACCAACUUGAAAUUGAAUCCAAGUUGGGGUCCAAACCAGUUACACCAACAUCAGUCAAGCGUGGAAGGUUGGGUCCUUCUACUCCAAGCAUGCUAGGAGUCAGUCACAAGACAUUAUCAUUGGCAGCGCGCAGUGCUCCGCCGAAGACAGAAGGUGUAACAUUGAAGCGGAAAGCCGGCAAUUCUCCAAAUCCUAAUGUAAGCAAAAAGUCUAAAGGGGGAAUGAAGUCAAGCGAGAAGAAGGCUUCACGAUCUGGAAACAAGUCAGGUCCCCGCUACAGUACAUCUAAAAUUCGGCGCUACGGGAAGGUACCCUCUAGGACACAGGAAUCAAACUCCAAAACAAGGCGUAACAUUAUGUCACAUUUGCCCUCCGACAAUUUAAGCAUUGCUUCCGGCAUUGGUCCAUACAGUGAAUUUCAGAAUCAGCUAGAGCUAAUGAGUGUGGAGAAGGCCUGUCGGAGCUCUGUUGUUGGGAAAAAUUGUCUCCGGGAGUUGAACACACCUGUACAGACACCAUCUAGUGUGUCUUCCACAACAAAAUUGACACUUACACCUGGAAGAAUCACAACAGCUACCCAUCUUACUGUUAAGCCAGCAACUUCAUUCACAGUUACUCCUAUGAAGCCUCCACGACGGAAUGGUGCUUUUGCCACCCCUACUCCUACUCAAGUGAGAAGGACCAGCACUCGUUUGAAUCUGAAAAGUCCAAAUGUUAAAUCACCUGCACCUGGCAAUAGUGCCAGACUCACCACUCCCAGAAGUAGGCUUCCAAUAGUUUUCUAGGUGUACUUACAUUUUUUAAUAUUUUUUUAUUGCAGUUUGAGAUUUAUUAGAUGUAUAUGCCAUUAAUUUGUGAUGGAUAGUGAUAAACUAAUUGUGUAUUGGGUGAUGGAAACAAAUACUUCAGUAUUUUUAUGUUAAAUCAUUCCUAAAAUGUGAAAUGUUAUUCAUAAUAACAUCGUUUAUAUUCUUAUUUUUAUUAGACUUGUACAAAUACUUUUAGAACCCUAUGUUUAAUUGUGAUUUACAUAUGAAUGAACCAGUGUUUUAAAAUUUAUGUCUGCUGAAAGCACUGUGUAAUGUAUGUUGAAAAUGUAUUGUUUUAUUAUUAACAUAGUAUUUUAAACAUGUAACCAAGUAGUGUUUUUGUUUCACUUAGCUUUGUUUCUCAUCUGUCUGAGGCAAAAUUUGCUUAUGUAUUCACUGCUCCUUUGAAGUAUGCUAAACGUUUCAGUUACCAUGUUGUAUAGUAAUUACUGCAUUGUGCCUUAUGUUUUAUUAUUUUUGUUUAAUUCCAAUAAAAGAAAGUAAUUACAGUUCA
This is a messenger RNA of Frankliniella occidentalis (western flower thrips), 2892 nucleotides long. RefSeq names its product protein regulator of cytokinesis 1. Gene Ontology annotation, biological process: microtubule cytoskeleton organization; mitotic spindle midzone assembly. Gene Ontology annotation, cellular component: cytoplasm; spindle; mitotic spindle midzone. Bases 165 to 2354 code for a protein of 729 amino acids. NCBI's taxonomy places the organism in Eukaryota, Metazoa, Arthropoda, Insecta, Thysanoptera, Thripidae. The record is from RefSeq and is a predicted model, not a curated record. The transcript has 14 exons. Gene Ontology annotation, molecular function: microtubule binding.